UGUUGCUUCUGUUAGCUGACAACCUACACGCUUCAUUAUUGAGCAAGUGUGCUUUUUCUACAUCGUUCUUCCUGUGAGCUGACUUCUCUAUACGCUCCACUACUGAGCUUAGAGAGAGAGAGAGAGAGAUGGAGGCUCAAGGUGCCAUGGGCUCCCUCUUGACGAAGCUCGCUGAUCUGCUCGCCGACGAGUGUGGUCGUCUUAAAGGAGUCCGCCGCGAGAUCCGCUUCCUCCGGUCCGAGAUGAACAACAUGCAAGCACUGCUCCAGAAGUGCACCGCAAUGGAGCAUCCUGACAUCCAAGUGAAGGCCUGGACAAAGGAGGUGAGGGAGCUCGCAUACGACAUAGAGGACUGCGUGGACAAGUAUGUCCACAAAGUCGGCACCGGCGAGCACCAUGGCCUGGGAGGUAUCAAAGGGUUCUUACGCCAAUGCGCCUGGCGUCUGAAGACGCUGCGCGCUAAGCACCACAUCGCGAACCAGAUCCAAGAACUGAAGGCCCGUGUCAUCGAGGUGCGGGAGCGGCGUGAGAGAUACAAGCUUGAUGAUGUUGCUUCCAGUAGUUCCAGCAGUUUGCCGAGAGAUCCUCGCCUCUGCGCUCUUUUUGUGGAGGAGGAUCAUCUCGUAGGCAUUGAUGGACCAAGGGACGACCUAGUGAGCUGGCUAGUGGAGGGUGACACUGGGAGCAUAAGGCGUCGCAAGGUGCUGUCCAUCUUCGGCUUUGGCGGUUUGGGCAAGACCACACUUGCCAACGAGAUCCGCCGCAAGAUUGAAAAGCAGUUCGACUGUCAAGUUCUUGUUCCUGUUUCCCAGAAGCCGGAUUUCAAGAAAAUUCUCUGGGAUAUACUCCGUGGCAUAAAUAAGAAAGAUGAUGUUAUCAAAGAGACAGAAACAUGGGAUGAGAGAAGGCUUAUUGAAAAGAUCAGAGAAAUCCUACAGCAUAAGAGGUACUUAUAUGAUAUCUAAGCUCCUGCAUAUUGUCAUAUUAUGAGUAUAUCAAUCCUAACAUAUAUAACACCAGUGUUGUGAUAGCAAGGGCUGGUUUGCGUUUGUUGCAUUGUGCUGCAUAAGCUAGUUAGUUAUAUGAAUAUUUGCUACAGUGCUAAACCAGCAUUAUUAUGACCCUUUUCUUUGCAUGACUGGAUUUGCCGUGGGACAUGGCUGACUAAAGCAUGUGCUUCCAAACUAUUUUUAUAACAUAGGGUAUAAUAUCAUGUAUCAUCCCACAAAAUUUGAACCAAAAAAAGACAAAUUUCAUUAUUGGUU
This is a messenger RNA of Phragmites australis (common reed), 1265 nucleotides long. RefSeq names its product disease resistance protein PIK6-NP-like. The transcript has a single exon. The coding region runs from base 129 to 965 and encodes 278 amino acids. The record is from RefSeq and is a predicted model, not a curated record. Gene Ontology annotation, molecular function: ADP binding. Lineage: Eukaryota; Viridiplantae; Streptophyta; Magnoliopsida; Poales; Poaceae.